This is a messenger RNA of Sclerotinia sclerotiorum 1980 UF-70, 4755 nucleotides long. RefSeq lists its product as hypothetical. Bases 1 to 4755 code for a protein of 1584 amino acids. Gene Ontology annotation, molecular function: nucleic acid binding; RNA-DNA hybrid ribonuclease activity. The record is from RefSeq and is a predicted model, not a curated record. The transcript is spliced from 4 exons. Lineage: Eukaryota; Fungi; Ascomycota; Leotiomycetes; Helotiales; Sclerotiniaceae.
AUGACGGGGACCACUCAAUCGAACUUCCCAAAAGUGAUCUUAGGCACUCCAUGCCAAGUGAACUACACUGAACAAACCCAUGAAAGAAGCAAUAGCCCGCCAUUCAUCCUCUCCAGUCCUACCCCCUCCCAACCCUUCAACUUUCAAACCCAGUGCAAUACCUUGAGCUCUGAUGAUCCAUUCAAAUCACCAAUCAAUCGCCCAACGCUCCAAUUCAAUAAUAAACGAAGACGACAACCCAGCCACUCAGAACCCCGUAUCAACUCACCAAAAGAAGCUAUCCAAAAAGCUAGAAGUCUACUCAUUCUAGCUGCCUCCCUAGAAGAGGAUACCGAAGAACAAUCGAAAGUCCUAGACUUAAUCGAAAUAUUUCGUGAAUAUCUUGAAAAAGGAAAACUCACAAAAGCCUCAAAUAUCAUCACAUCACAAAUCUCCCAUCUAGAAAAUGCCACCAAGCGGAUCGAAAAGCAAGCCAACCACCUUUCAAACCUCCCCAGUCAUAUGAUCCCCCCUAUAAUAAACGCCCCUGGAACCAAAGCUAGCUAUGCCACUAUCACCAAAACCUCAGAAGAAUGGAACCUAAUUACAAAGGGAAAACCCACAAAACAGAAAACUACAGAACAAAAGGAAGAAGCCCCAAGCAAACGACUAAUCCUCAUCAAACCUCUUAUUUAUCAGCCACCCUCUUUUACACCAUUAAAUACAAGGAAUAAAGUCAACGAAGCCUUCAAGAAAGCAGAAAUCAAUGGACCAGUCAUCUCAGCCAUCACUACUACAAGGAGCGGCAAUUUUAUACUAACCACUAACAGCCCUUUCAAUGCACAAUUCCUGAUGGAAAAGAAGGAAAUCUGGGACAAAAUCCUUGAUGCCGAAAGAAUACAAAUCGAUAAACCCUGGCAUAAAGUCAUCAUUCACAAAAUCCCAAUUCAGGAAUUCUCAGGUCUGAAAGGUAUGGACCUAAUCAAAGAGGAAGUCAAUACCUUCAACCCAGGGCUCAGUAUUAUGGGUACUCCUUACUGGCUUACUAAUGCCUCCAAGAGAGCCAAACAACAAGACGGAGCAAUAGUCAUUGCAUUUGCUACACAAAAAGAAGCAGAUAUAGCUAUCCAGAAAAGGCUAUAUAUUGCAGGCAUUAGUGUUAGAGUAGAAAGAUUCUAUCCAUCUACUCCUUCAUCCCAAUGUAACAGAUGCCAGGGAUUCGGCCAUAACGAAUCAUACUGCAAAAAACCUCCAGCUUGCGGACUUUGCAGUAAUAAUCAUGCUACAGUCGGUCAUUUCUUCAUUCAAGAACCCUGGAUCCUCUCGAAUCCUGAGAAAGACUUCUCCUCAACCAGAUCCAUUGCCCACUCCAGCUUCUCUCAACUCCUCCCAAAUAAUCCUCCGAACCUGCGUCCCCGAACUAUGAUCUACAUUUCAAAAGGAUUCAAACCGCUAGUAGCCCUAGCUCCCAACUCCCCUAAUGAUCCAGAUAUUCAAAUCAUUGAUAUCACUCAAGGAAAACAUACAAUACAACUCAUCAAUAUCUACAAUGAAGCGGACCAAGCCAAAGAAAAAGGCCACACCAUCGAAAGAUGCCUUUACAAUACCCCUCUUACUCAUCACACCAUCCUCGUAGGAGAUUUCAACUCCCAUCACCCUUGGUGGGACCCCUUCUCUAACAAAAGCUCAAAUGCCGACCUACUCACCGAAUGGUUUGAGGAUCACAAUCUCAUUCUAUUUAACGAACCAGGCACAAGCACCUUUUAUCGAACAAAUAUGACAAAUCCAAGUGUCUUAGACCUUACUUUAGCCACAGAUUCAGUAUCUCCCUAUAUCACUGAUUGGCAAGUCCUCCCGGAUCUUGGAUCAGAUCACUUAAGCAUUCUCUUUGAAGUAAAGGGCACUUUAUCCCGUACAACGAAUAUAGCUCAGCCAGCAAGAUUCAAUACAAAACUUGCGGAUUGGGAAAAAUUCGCGAAUACCCUCAAAUCGAAAAUAUCGAUAUCAACUACCUUAAAUUCGAGUGAAUACCUUAAUAUCGCUACCUCAGAAUCCAACUCUCUUGAUUCCCUUCUCGACAAGAGCCAAUACAUACAAGUAUUGGAUGAUGCUGCAAAAGAAUUCACCCGAAUAAUCACUUAUUCGGCUGAAACCAGUAUACCGAGAAUCAAGUCCACAAAAAGAGCUAAACCCUGGUGGUCCCCAGAGCUGAAAGCCCUUCGAAAACGACUCUCUAAUGCAUUUGAGAACGCCAAACUUUACCCGGAAGACGAUAUGUUCAAGAAAAUCUAUCAGUCAGCCAGGAAUCAUUAUUUCCAAGCUAUUAAAACAGCAAAGAAAAACCAUUGGAAUGAGUUCCUUGAAAAAGAGGAUACCCAAUCCAUAUUCAAGGCAAUGUCAUACACAAAAGAUAUACAAACUGAACAAAUCCCGAAUAUUCAAUCCAAUCCCUCUAAACUAGAAAAUUCUUUCGAGGGAAAAUGCUCUGCAUUUAGAUCGACCCUAUUUCCUCCUCCCCCAUUCACCCCACCGCCCAAUUGGGAAAGCUAUAAACAAUCUAAGAAAUGGGAAUGGCCUGAUCUUACAGAGAGCGAACUCCUAAACGCGUGCUCUGCAAAAAUCAAAGGAAAGACCCCUGGCCCCGAUGGGAUCACUCAAGAUAUCAUUAUUCAAGCGUACAAAGCAAUACCAAAAGCAUUCUUCACCCUCUUCAGUCAUCUUAUCAACCUUGGUUACCAUCCUUCUUGCUGGAAACAAGCCACUGGAGCGAUACUCAAGAAACCUUCAAAACCAGAUUACUCGGCCCCAAAAGCUUAUAGAGUUAUCGCCCUACUAAAUUGCCUUGGCAAAAUAAGUGAAAGAAUUCUAGCUCAAAGGCUUAGCUACUUAGCGGAAACUACGCAAUUACUUCAUUACUCUCAAAUGGGUGGAAGACAAAAGAAAUCAGCCAUCGAUACAGCAAUCUUACUCACUACCGAAAUCGAAAGAAAUUCAAGAUCCAAGAAGAAAACCUCAACUCUCUUCCUGGAUGUUAAAGGCGCCUUUGAUCAUGUAUCUAUGAACAAAUUAUUAGAUAUCUGCAAGAAUCUAAACCUCCCAACCAGCCUAAUCGCCUGGAUCUCAUCUUUUUUGAAGGAAAGGCUACUCAAGCUCUCAUUCGAUGGCCAAAUUGAAACCUUCAAACCGAUCAAUACCGGGAUCCCCCAAGAUACGAAGACAGCCUCAAUCAAGCUUCCGAACGAGGAGAUAAUUCAACCCUCAACACUAGUCAGAUGGCUAGGCAUAUGUCCCAAGGCAAUGAGACAGCUCUAUAUGGCAUGCGUCACCAGCAUAGCUGAUUACGGUUCAAUUUUAUGGUGGAAAGGGCAAAACCAAUUCAAGAAAAUCCUUCAAUCCUUGCAAAACCUCGCCCUUCGAAAAAUCCUAGGAGUAUUCAAAACCUCACCAAUAAAACCAAUGGAAAUAGAAGCCGCAUUGUGCCCUCCAGAAGUAAGGCUUAAUGCUGGAAUCAAACAAUACGCCUUCAGAUUAUUGAAAAUCUCCCCUUCUCAUCCUGUCAAUUUAAUAGCUACAAAGCUGGCUACAGAAAAGGAAAAUCAAGAUGUAGUUGCAACCCCUCAAAGAAAGCAAUUAAAACCUACUCAACUCGAAAAGAUCAAAAACUCAAUCCAGAAAGACUUCGAUCCCCUCACUUUGGAAAGAAUUCAUCAUUUCUACUUCCCUCCUUGGAAGAAGGAAGUUCCAUAUAGAGUCAAUAUCAGCAAAUUAGGAAAAGAAGAAGCUGCGAUGAUCCACAAUCUGGCUUUCAAAUAUAGAUGCAAAAAUACCAUUACCAUAUACACUGAUGCCUCAUCCACUCUAGAGGGAAUAGGGGUUGGGAUCGGGAUAGUAGUCAUCUUACCAAAUGGCCGAAUCUCAUAUCAAGAGACUAUCAAUAUAGGCGUGAAUCAGCUUGUCUAUAACGGUGAGCUUCUAGGAGUUACUAAAGCGAUCGAAUACGCAAAUUUAAUAGCCCAGCCAGGAAACAAGUUCAAGAUAUACUCAGAUAAUCAAGCAGGAUUAUUCCGGCUGAAAACCCCUUCCGAUUCACCUGGUCAAUCAUGCCAAAUCAAAGCUAUAAAAGCUGCGGAAGCUAUUCAAAAUAAAGGAGCCGAAAUCUCUCUCAAUUGGGUCCCCGGACAUACAUCUGUACAAGGAAAUGAGCUAGCUGAUUCUCUUGCAAAAGAGGCGACCAAAAUACCAUCCUCAUCUCACGAAACCAGUUAUGCCUUUAUUGGAAUGGAUAUAAAAAGAAUGAAAUCAGAGAACUGGAUAGCCAUCCUUAACACUAACAACUUUCAUCAACCAUCGUCAACAUAUUCAAGAAACUACCCCUGGAAGAUCAGCUCAAAAAUCAGAGUUCCAGGAAACAUCAAAAGAAGCACAAUCUGUGCUCUGUUCCAACUCAAAAUUGGACACGGAUACUUCAAAUCUUAUUUGAAACGAUUCGGUAUCUCCUCUAAUGACAAUUGUAGAUGUGGGGGAAAGGAAUCUCCUGAUCAUCUUCUGCUCAGUUGUCCUUUAUAUAAAAUGGCAAGGAAAACCCUCAAUAAGGAUAACCCCACAGUCCGACCUACCAUGAAAUAUCUGCUUCACACUAAAGCAGGAAUCAUCAAGACCCUCGAAUUUAUCGAGGCGACGAGAAUAGCCACCAGAUCAUGGCACCUCAAUAGAAUGCAUGAAGAAGAAGAGGAAGAAGGUGGAGAAGAAGGGGGUGGACCGGAAGAUUGUGAUUGA